AUGGUAAAGGCCCAUAUACGGGAAGAUGGUGGCUUCGACAAGGUGAAUGGCAAAGUUCGGAGCACCUUGAUGGAUUGGAUUCAGCAACAGCUGCUAUCUUUCCUUGACGAGCAACCAGAAGCCACUGAUUUCCUGCGGACUGCCGGGCUCAGCGUGGAUAGACUUGAAGCACAAGGAAUUCAAACUUUGGAAGCUGUGGGAGACAGAUUGCUUCAAGCGAAACUACACAAAUGGGGUUUAGCUCCACACCUCUUUGAAGGCCGUUCCGAAGAAGAGGUCCGACGUGACAGAAGAAUAGAGGAGAGCUUGCCCACCCAGGAAGACAAGAAGAAGUUCCGCCACUUGCGGCAGGAGAUUCUUGCAGGCGAAGCAGUCGUUGAGGAACUGGUGGCACUUGAGAUGUUAGUGAGUCGUGGUUCUGAUUGGUGUUAUGAUGCUGACAGUGAUGAUGACUUAACGCCGGAAGACGGAGGGCCCCAAGGUGUGGGUCGUGUUGUAGCAUGGCAUUCCAGAUCCGGAGAGAAGGUCGGAGCGAUCCAGAUCCCGCGUUCCGGCUGGGUCAAAGUACAGUGGCAAGUCACAGGGUACACACGCAGUUAUCGUAUGGGAACAUCGGAGUAUGCGUUGGCGGAGUUGGUGUUUGCUGCAAUCCCAGACCAAGAAGAAAAGACUCUUAAAGAAGUUCCUAAAGGGGAGAUUCAGCUACAUCACUUGCGGUGUAGCUUCGGCUACAAGUGUGGCACCCGAUGGGCCCAUUAUGCGCUUUUUGACAACCGCCCAGAGGCAUGUGAAAAGGUGGCUGCACUAAAGCCAGGCGAUGUUGUGGAGGAUAGAGAUGGGGACAGAUCCGUAUGCAUCGGCUUGAAGUACAAUGCAGACAAGAAAAAGGUAGACCUGUGGUUUCACUGCGAGGGCAGAGAUGGCGCAGGCCUCUUUACACAUGCAGAUCACAAUGUAUCUUUGCGAAGAGUUUCGCACAAGCGCGUGCAAGAGGCCAAUCGAAAAGAAGUGGAAGGUGCUUCAGAUGGGGAGAUCGAUCAUGAUGAGCGCGAGUGGGUGGGUCAGAAUCUGAAACCGACCCUUCGCUACCUAUCCAAGUCAGGUCAGGUCCUUCACUUUGACGUUCGAGAUGAAAUGGUUCGGAAGUUCAAGAUGCCCUACAAGUCUGGGGAUGUCCUGGUUGACAAGGCAGAUGGGGAGAAGAUGACCUGCAUCGGGGUUGCCAGUGAUCCUAUGAGGAAGCUUGCCACGCAGCAUGGGCGCCGAAGAGGGCGUCGAGUGACUGGCAGUGUGGCAGAGCUCUGGUUUCAUGUGGAAACCUCCGACGGGGCUGGUCUCAGUCCCAAAAUGCAUAAGGCCUUGAGCCGUUUCAGGGUUUUGCGCAAUGAGCCAGUGGUUGAAAUGCUUGGUGCAGCCUCUUCACGCGAUUCAUGGGAUGCAGAAACAGCGGUGGGCUUGCUUCAAAGCCUACAGGGCAGUUUGCAGUGUGAUUAUUGCUUUCCGAGAGGGGCUGGUGAGCAUUCGACUCCCGACUGGUUUGAUGUGCGGGAAGAUUUGGUUGAGAAUGUCGUUGGCUUCAAACCUGGGACCGUCUUGAAUAUCAGAGGCACUCCACCUGGGACUCGCUUAACCCUGAUCGGUUUCAGGACAGAUCCCGACAACGGUGAAGUUGGAGUUUGGUGGCAUCAUGAAGACUUCGAGAGGGUGCAUGCAGGAGCUGGCAUGGUCCCCGGCUGGGAGCAUAUGCGUCAGAUGAUGCGGGACACAGGUGAACGCGUGAACCUCGACGAGUUGAAACAACGCAUUGCAGGUAAACGGCCCACAUUGGGGAGGAUCUUGGCGUCGCCGUUGCUGUGGCUUCCAGGGAAAACGGACCGGGCCGAACCCAUGAGCCUGCGAGCCCAUGGGCCGCCUGCGGCGCACCGAAUCUCCGGAAGGUCAACGAAUGAAGUGCUGCAGCUGCUUACCGGCAGAGGCGGAACUGCUUGUGGCACCUGCAUGUGCCUCCGUGGAGCGCACCAGGAGGUGCCCACAGAUUUGUGGGUUCAAGAAGCUUGGGCCGACACGGUCUUGAUGCCAUGGAACUCCAGCGGCUUCAAAGUUGUUGGGCGUUUGGCGAAAUCGAUUCAUGGCGAGGUUCAUUUUGUGAAAGAUGACACAGGAACUGCCUAUGUUGCAAAGGUCUUGAGCUUUCUGAGCAAAUUGAAGUGCUCAGAGAACCACAUCGUUGAGAUGUUUGGAUCCUUUGAGGCCAUCGCGCUUUUCGAUGUAGCAUCCCUUUACCUCAUCACAGCCUAUUGUGAAGAAGGUGACCUUUUCGAGAGGGUGGCCUAUGGCGACCCUUUGGGCGAAGCGGAGAAGAAGCGCUAUGUCGGCGAUAUCCUGCGAGGAGUAGAGCCCUUGGGCCACCUCACAUCUCAUGAGCGUUCGGUGUUGCUCCAGAAAGGGAAUUGUGUGCUGAUCGACUUUCGACAGGUUCCCAAGGCACUGCCAUACCGCUGUGGCGCUGAAUCUCUUGGGGCUCGCAGUUUCAACGCGUUGGCGUCAGUCCGCCAGCCUUGUCGUCAGUGGAAGGUAGGGCUUGCACUGCCACACCUUUUGGCCAUGACCUCAGACAUUUUGUCGGACAGGUGGCCAGCUUGCUUCAGCAAUGGCGAGGAGCCUCCAGAGGUCCUGCGAGCUCACCAAGUGACGAGGAUCAUUUUGGGUCUUUAUUUGCUGCAGAUCGAGGCAGCACGACCCGAUGGAGAUUUGGCAGGUCUGAUGACUCUUGACCAGGCAGAGAUGAAGCGAGUGAGCGAUGACAUCAAGAAUGGUAAUCUCGAUGCAGCAGCCGCAUCGAAGAUCCACAUCGGGCUGCAGGACUCGCAAGAAAGAGAAGCAGAACAAGAGGUUCCUCGACCUCAUCCAGCUUUGUUGCAGGCUAGAACACCAUGGCAGUUUGCUGCAGCGGUUCCUUUGCGCAGUUGGCUUCGCAGCCAUCAGUGCGCUGCAGUCGAGUAA
Durusdinium trenchii is the source of this 3003-nucleotide messenger RNA. Lineage: Eukaryota; Dinophyceae; Suessiales; Symbiodiniaceae. The record is from the annotation of a GenBank genome assembly.